Messenger RNA from Actinia tenebrosa (Australian red waratah sea anemone), 2421 nucleotides. Its product is annotated as dynein regulatory complex protein 1. NCBI's taxonomy places the organism in Eukaryota, Metazoa, Cnidaria, Anthozoa, Actiniaria, Actiniidae. Gene Ontology annotation, biological process: cilium-dependent cell motility; axonemal dynein complex assembly; regulation of cilium movement. The record is from RefSeq and is a predicted model, not a curated record. Gene Ontology annotation, cellular component: axoneme; axonemal dynein complex.
ACAAAAACAGAGAAAAAAAUACUAAAGUAAAAAAUAAAAAGGCUGAUUUUUCCUCUCUAUAGCUCGAUCCUUAAGCUUUUUUACGAUGAAUUCUCACGAAGAAGAAGAAGAUGAAGGUCCUUCUGUUGAUUCAGCGGUGGCUGAAGAACGGAUCGCUGCUCGAAGGCUUCGUAUACAACGACGAUUGGAGGCAGCAAGAAGGCAAGCUAGUGGGGAAGAUACCAGCCAAAAGAAACCAGUGGAUUCAGAAAAAGAUGCAUUAAAAAGUAGAAAACAAAUGGAAGAUAGCAGACAGCGUUUGCUGAAGCUAAAGACAGAUGGCACAGAACUUGUGACAAAUGUUUCAGUAGCAGCAGAUGCCAGGGAAUCAAUGAGAAGACUAGAAGAAGAGGAAGCAAGGAGACAAAGAAAUGAGAAACUUGAAGCAGAAGCCAARUCAGCUGCUGAAAAGUUUGAAGAGAUAACYAAGAAAUGGGAAUAUGCUUUAUCUAAAGAGAUUCCACAAGAUCUUCAUACGAUGCUAAUGGAACAGAAGACUGCCAGUGAUGCAAUGAUAGAAGAAAAAGACAAACUAAUCAAUGACUUUCAACAGGAGUUGAAAGGCAAAGAUGAUCAGUAUGUGAAGGACCUCAAGAAAGCUGCUGAAGACAUUGAUCUCAUCAUUGAAAGAGAGGAAGAACAAAUAAAACAACUUACCAAGGCUUACAGAGAAGAACUCACUCAAAUAGAGAAAGCAUUUGUAACAGAAAGAGCAGAACUUUUGGAUGCUAACAAAAAGAAAUGGGAAACUUCAAUGCAGCAGAGGCGUGAUAAAGAGAUUGAAUACAUGGAAUCACGACGCAAGAGAGUUGAAGAUUAUGAAAACCAACUGCAGACUCUAAGAAUACAAGAUGCUGAAGAAUAUAACAUGGUAAAGAUCAAAUUGGAGACAGAUGUCCAGAUUUUGGAACAGCAGCUGCAACAAAUGAAAGCUACCUACCAACUGAACCAAGAAAAAUUAGAGUACAACUUUCAGGUGCUGAAGAAAAGAGAUGAAGAGAAUACYAUCACAAAAUCACAACAAAAGAGAAAAAUUACAAGACUUCAAGAUGUGUUAAAUAACUUGAAACAAAAGUUGGCCAAGCAGGAAAGACAGUACAGAGAGGAAAACCAAGCUUUGACAGAUGAUUACAAACGUAUAACAGAACAGUUUAGGGAACUACAAAAGAAAUCAAGGCAUUUCCAAACCACAGACCAAAAAAAAUACGACGACAUUUGGGAUAUGAACGAAGAGCAAGUACGAGAUCUAGUACAACAAGUCUCUGAAGCAGACAGAAUCAUCUGUGAGCAGCAGUUGGGGUUACCAUGGGAACCACCUAAAAUUGAUGAAGUUAAAGCAGAACCUCAUUCCAUGCGAGUAGAGUCUACUGAAAGUGUGAGCGAACAGMAGCCAACAGCUACACAAAUUGCACAUGAGAUCAUGAAAGGCGUGAAAACUGACGAAGAAGAUGGUUUACCACCUGAACAGAGUUAUGGAAGCGAAAAUGCUAAAGAUGUUGACAGUGAAGGACAAUCGCAGAAACCCAAAUUACCUGCCAAAGUUAUCAAGUCCAUAUUAGAACUAGUUUGUGAUGAAUCAGGUUUCCUYGUGGAAUCCAAGCUAAACAAGCUGUUGGCACCUCUUGACAGAGAUGAACAGUCACUCAUGAAAUUGGACGCCAUAUUCGCGGCACUUGGUGUCGAUACUGAAGAAGACAUUUAUCUGCUUGCACAAUUCUUCCUCAAAAAAGGAAGCGAAGCUGAACAAGAAGCUGAACCUGAUGUGGCUCAUCAGACUCCAAGCACCCAAGAAAAGCCAAUAGAAGAGACCAAACUGGGUGAUGGAGAAAAACCCUUGGAUCAGGAUGCAGCUGAGGCUGUUGGUAUGGCAACGGAAGAUGAUCAUAUGUCAGAAACAUCGUCGAUUCGCGCCAGAAAGUCAGAAUCUUAUCAGUUGAUCCAUCCAAAUGAUGUCGUUAAUUCUCUCAGAAAAUUCGUAGAAAGUCAUCGUCAACCACAAAGGGAAGUUAAACGACAAGCUGUCAAGUUAGGAGUUGGUGCCACAAGGGCUACUGGAUCGGACAKUAUGUUCUGGGACAAGAUGGCGGUGGUAAUCGAUGAAAAGAAAGAGCGUCUUUGGACUGGCUUACUUCAUGGUUUUGAUAAGUACCUUGGUGUUUUGACCGAGAGAGCAGGACUCAUCCAGGAAACUGAUGCUUUAAGACAACAGAAUGCGGAGUUGAGGAUGCUGCUUCAUCAGUACGUCAACUCCAGGGUCAACCAAGAGCUAGAAAUUCCACCAACCAAAAUACUGCAAGCAGAAUUAUCUAAAGAGUCUUCUUAACCUGUAUAUAAGCGUUUUCUUACCUUUGUAAUAAACUAUUUAUUUCAAUUUAUUUCAAA